This is a messenger RNA of Anolis carolinensis (green anole), 1207 nucleotides long. It is a transcript of the gene tex30, whose product is annotated as testis expressed 30. The record is from RefSeq and is a predicted model, not a curated record. The coding region runs from base 442 to 981 and encodes 179 amino acids. The transcript has 7 exons. NCBI's taxonomy places the organism in Eukaryota, Metazoa, Chordata, Lepidosauria, Squamata, Anolidae.
GGACUGGCCUAUUUUCUGUGGGUUUCGUGCUGUGAAGGGGGGACCGAGUGCGUCCGCUUUGUCUUGCGUACUACAACUCCCGGCAGGCACUUCCUGUCAGCUUGAGAAACGCGGGAAGGACUCCUCCCGGGAGGAAGACGCCGAGCAGCUUGGAUUGAGAAGCGCGCCUCUUGGCUGAGUGAGUUGUGGUUAAGCUUUCCGAGACAAAUAUUUGAAAGAUUCUGAAAAGAAAAUGGGUGAUGCUGUUGAGACUGCUGUUUUGACAGAUCUGUGAAGUCAGCUAACAGAAGAGCAAGCACAUCUACUGACAGGAGAUUUCUGUUGACAAAAGAGACUAUUGUGAAAAUACCUUUUGGAAGCAAAGUUCUAGAUGCUGUUCUUUCUGUUCCUGACAAGAUACUCCCUUAUGCUGUGGUUCUUACUCAUGGAGCAUCUGGCGAUAUGAAUUGCUGUCACCUCAUAUCUUUGGCCAAGUAUCUUGUAUCGCAUGGAUUUCUGUGCCUUCGAUUCACAUGCAAAAGUCUUAACAUCAUCUACAGAACUAAAGCAUAUAAAGCAGUUGUGGAAUAUUUGAGAUCAUCAGAUGCCUACAAGCUUUCUGGCAUUUUUCUUGGAGGCCGUUCAAUGGGUUCACGAGCUGCUACCUCUGUGACACGUCAAGCUGACCAAGACAAUGACAGCUUCAUCCAAGGCCUGAUAUGUUUGUCGUACCCGCUUCAUAGACCAAAGCUUCAGGCAAAAUGUCGGGAUGAAGAUUUAUUGUUCAUUAAGUCCCCCGUCCUGUUUGUGUCUGGAACUGCAGAUGAAAUGUGUGAUCAACGCCUCUUGGAAGAUAUUGUGGUCAAAAUGAAAGCACCAAUGAAAAUCCACUGGAUUGAAAAGGCAAAUCACAGCAUGGCAGUGAGAGGACGGACUAUGGAUGAUAUCUUAUUGGAAGUAAAUGUGCAAGUUUUGUCUUGGAUCAGAGAAAUCAUUGAAUAGGAACUCGUACAAAUGCUUACUUACUAAUCGGAACUCGUACAAAUGCUUACUUACUAAUCGGCAGUUCUCACUUCAUGUGAGAGUGGUUAAUAACCUUUUUAUAGGGAUAAAAUGUUUCUCCAACCCUGGGAAUCUUCUGUAAUUCCAUUGUAAAAUGUUUUGUUCUAUAUACUCUCUUUUUUGCUCUAUCUGUUUAUUGAAAGAAAUAAACUUUUAUUUUAGCGAC